CUCUCAGGCGCGGCGCGGGCAGCUCCGCCAAGGCCCCGCUGUUAAGUGCGGCCGCGGCACCGCCUCUCCCUUUUCGUCCCCGGCCGCCAUUUUGUAGGCACGCACGGGGAGGCUCGCCCAGCCCCGCUCGCCGGCCUCAGUAAUCCGCCAAAAUGACGAACACAAAGGGAAAGAGGAGGGGGACACGUUAUAUGUUCUCAAGGCCGUUCCGCAAGCAUGGAGUUGUCCCUCUGGCUACCUAUAUGCGCAUCUACAAGAAGGGUGAUAUAGUUGAUAUCAAGGGUAUGGGUACUGUUCAAAAAGGUAUGCCCCACAAGUGUUACCAUGGCAAGACUGGAAGGGUAUAUAAUGUUACUCAGCACGCCGUGGGCAUUAUUGUUAACAAGCAGGUUAAGGGCAAGAUUCUUGCCAAGAGAAUUAAUGUGCGUAUUGAGCAUAUUAAACAUUCCAAGAGCAGAGACAGCUUUCUGCAGCGUGUGAAGGAGAAUGAAAAGAAGAAAAAGGAAGCAAAAGAAAAAGGCAUUUGGGUUCAACUGAAACGUCAGCCUGCUCCACCCAGAGAAGCACACUUUGUGAGAACUAAUGGAAAGGAUCCAGAGCUGCUGGAGCCAAUUCCCUAUGAAUUCAUGGCAUAAUGCAUGUUUAAAAAGAAGUAAAUUAAAGAUCUGGUUUUGGACAAGUGUA
Harpia harpyja (harpy eagle) is the source of this 684-nucleotide messenger RNA. It is a transcript of the gene RPL21, whose product is annotated as ribosomal protein L21. Gene Ontology annotation, cellular component: cytosolic large ribosomal subunit; ribosome. The record is from RefSeq and is a predicted model, not a curated record. The transcript has 6 exons. Gene Ontology annotation, biological process: translation. Lineage: Eukaryota; Metazoa; Chordata; Aves; Accipitriformes; Accipitridae. Gene Ontology annotation, molecular function: structural constituent of ribosome. The coding region runs from base 153 to 635 and encodes 160 amino acids.